Molecule: messenger RNA, 2118 nt
Organism: Nylanderia fulva
Lineage: Eukaryota; Metazoa; Arthropoda; Insecta; Hymenoptera; Formicidae
Source: RefSeq, a predicted model, not a curated record
UGCUGAGAAACAAAUAAGAUAAUUUAAUUUUAUUAUAUUUUGCACUUGACACAUUUUAUUGAAAUUAAUAGAAAAACAAAGGUAUGCAUAAAUUUAAUGUGACAUGUUUUAAUUAUUGCGAAUUUAAAACUUACAUGAAAAAUUAUAUGAACACUAUAUUUGAUUAUCUAAUUAUUCUAAACUAUAUUCUCAUAUGAAAUAAUGAGUGGAAAAAAGUUUGCAUUUGUGUUUUCCGUGCUUUUCCUCGUUAUUUCGUUAUCGAAAUCGCAGCAAAGUUUUACCAACAGAGAUGAUAAUUUGACAAUGCGAUACGAGAUAAUAACAUUGCGACAUGAUUUGCAUAAAAAUUUGAUGAACCAUACACAAAAUGAAGAAAUGCAGCAUGAAUUUUAUAUGAAUAAUAAACGCGAGGAUAAUGAUUUGAUUCAACAUAAACGUUACAAGCAUUCAGUGCAGAAUAAAGAUGAUGAGCAAAAACCGAUGAAAUCUAAUACGAAUUCGACAUAUGUCAAUCAUAAAAGAAAUUUCAUGCCGGGGGAUUUUGAAUUGACAUUCAAUUAUUCUUUUGACGUCAAAUUGGAUUACAUCUUCAACAAUAAUAGUAAAGUGUUAAAUUUCGUCUCAAACGAAAUGUGUCAUAAUGAUACUUGCAUUCGGUUCUGCUGUUGGCUUGGCUAUCGUCUGGUUGAUGACAACUGCAGUCCUGAAGAAUUAGAAAUCAUUUUUCCAAAGGUAUACACGAACGAUUCGACGCAGAGCGAAGAGAGAGUGAACGAAUUGUUUGACCUGGGCUUUUAUGAUUCGGGAUUCCCUUGCCAAGAAAAUUACUAUCUGCUUCCUGAAGGUUUUCAGUACGAUUAUAAGAUUUUUACCAACGGUUCUAUAUAUUUACCUUAUUAUGAAAUAUUUGUUGAAUCGUCAUCAUAUUGUCUCGCCGUCGUCAACGGGAGUGAAUUCCAAGUGAUCUACUGUUCCGAAACUUAUGACAAGAUCAAGGAGAUAACUGAUAAUGAUGAGCUUUUGAAUUCUGACGAUAUGUUGAAAAUGAGUGCCGAUAUAGUAUCUAUAUUACUUUUGGGGUCAGUAUUUCUGGUGUAUUCCAUAUUGCCAGAACUCCGAAAUAAACACGGCUUCAUAUUGCGCAAUUAUAGCGGUGCCCUGACUGUUGCAUACGGAAUUGACUUUGUGUAUAUUUUUAUCAAAUUGGAUUUACAGUAUCCCGUUUGCGUUACAAUAGCCAUUUUAAGAUACUUUUGCUUUAUGGCGAGUUUCUUUUGGUUAAGUAUAAUGAGCUUUGAUAUGUGGUGCACAUUCAGAAAAUUAUGUUCGUUACAAAGAAACGUCAGACAACGAGAAAAAAGAAAGUUGAUAUAUUAUACGAUCUUUGCGUGGGGAUGUCCCUUUAUGCUUGCUAUUUUCUGUGUCAGCAUGGAUAUUCUUUCCGAGUAUGUAAAUGUACCACCGAUUUUGCGACCGGAAUUUUAUUUAUAUUGCUGGUUCAUUGAGACUGGUCCGUAUAUGUUGUAUUAUCAUGGGCUCAGAAGUAUAUGCAUUAUCUUUAGCAUUUGUUUCUCUAUAUCUACGGCAUUAAAAAUUGCGCGUUACAAAAAGGAUACGAGUCUUCGUCUGAAAAAUUCGGAGAGCAAGUGCUAUAACGAUAAUAAAAAAUGGUUUAAUCUAUAUCUGAAGAUAUUUAUUGUGCUGUUUAUCGUAAUAGGCAUACGAUGUCUUAUGAUAACAGCGGAUGAAUUUUCUGGAAAUGUAUCAAAUUAUAACUGGUAUAUUAUUAAUUUGUUGGACAUUAUGCAGAAUCUAUGCACCGUUAUCAUCUUUGUGUGGAGAAAAUAGAUCAAGUGCAUGUUAUUCAAGCGAUUCGCCUACGGUUUGUUGCCAAAAGCUUGACACGGAUCUAAUGCAACAUUGUCGAGUAUUAUUACUACGUAAAAAGAAAUAGUCAUACAAGUGAAGAUGAUUUCUUCCGGACAAACAUGAAGUUACACUGAUAUGAUCGAUCUUCAAUUUUAUUUCAAAAUUAAAGUCAUGUUUAUUUAUGCUGAUCUUUAUGUUUAAGAUUAAUAAUUAUAAUUCAUCCAUAUUUUUGGAUUUCGUAGCAAAAAC